This is a messenger RNA of Ilex paraguariensis (yerba mate), 903 nucleotides long. Lineage: Eukaryota; Viridiplantae; Streptophyta; Magnoliopsida; Aquifoliales; Aquifoliaceae. The record is from the annotation of a GenBank genome assembly.
AUGAAGAAUAUUGAUCAGGAAAUUUUCUUGGUGGACGUAGAUGAGGAGUCUUGGGCUCUCCGGGGGGAUGUUAUCAAAAUGACUAAAAGAUCCAAGUAUGCAAGUUUUUCCAUCACUGUUGGAUUGGGUGGAGUCUCAUGGUUAUUUGGUGUUUUGAAGGAGGCAAGCAAGUUCUUACAAGAAGAGGGAAAGUAUUGUGUUCCUCAAGGAAAUGAUCACAAGGGAUGGGGGAGUUUUCUGAAUAUGCUGGAUGAACUGUUAAGGAGUGGUAAUAGUUCUGGAAACAGGACAGUUGAUACCAGGGCUAUAGUGUCACCGGUAGAUUGUAUGGAGAGCUCCUCUCUUUUUCGAAAAUGGAAAUGUGCAGUGAUUUGCGAGAAGGGAAGUAUUUUUAUCCCUUGGAGAUGGAUAACGAGCAUUAAUGAACAAAUUAAAAUCGAAGUUGAGUUGAAUCCAUUCCAAGUUGAUAAGGUUGUUUGCUUUUGUAAAAAUAAGGAUCUUGCUAUGAACAUGGCAAACCUAUCAUUUAAGGCAAACAAGGAGAACAUCGAUGGUGAGCAGGAAUCAGAGGAAACGAUGGGAGCGGAAGACAAAGAGAAGACACAUUCGAAGGAUUACAAAUUGAGUAUUAUAGAGGCUACAUCAUAUCUUUAUAAUAUGAUUGAUAAUUUUGAGGUGUUUGUUGAGUUUAAACAGGGAAGGCAAGUUGAUGAUGGCUCCAAGGGACUGUUUGAUGAGGAAGAUGGGAAGGGUUUGGUGAAUGAGGGAAAUCAAAAAGAAUCAACGGGGGUUUCUACUUCAAAGGCAGAUUUGCAAGUGAGUUUUCCUCCUGAGUAUCAGUCUAAUGCUUCCACCUGCACUAAUUUUCAGGCUAAUAAUUCAGGGGUUUUGGGUUGUGUCUAG